GCUCCGUGGUCUCCUUCGACGUUCUCGGUGCGCCGGUGCAGGGCCUCUGUCGACCGGGGACCUUGGCUAGCUUGGGGGGCGAUCAUCCCGACUGCAAAGCCGGCGGCUCGGCCUUUCAGGUACUCCCUGUGAAGGCACUGGCGACUCACCACCGUCAACGGGCCUAGCGUCUUGACGCUGCGAUCUUUAUGAUCCUGGACAGGAACCUCGUCGUUACACACCGAGACCUCCGCUACGAUCCGCCAAGCCCUAGUGUAUUUGGCAGUCUCGAGCCGAGCGUACGAGGUGGCUCAUCGAGUCAUUAUCGGCGCUCCCGACUUCAGUUAUGCUGAAGUCGCGAGACGUACGUCAAAAGAAAUAGGCAACCAGAAUUCUAUCUGCACGCGUUGACUUCUCCGCCGACCCGGGGUCGCUGACUCUCUUGGACCGAACGAGGCGUCAUUCGCAUAGAACUCGAACAUCUGUGCUUGCUUGUGUGUGGUUGGGAUUGCCCUUCGCCCUAGCGUCGCCCUUGUGGCAGAACACGGUGUAACUACCGUCGAUACCGUCAGAAUGACGACGACGAUGCCGACUUCGCCGGUCUCGGGUGAGCUGUACGAAGACGUUCUGCGUCGAUCGGCAGCUUGCGCGCCCUUUGUGGUGCGCCCCGGGACAGAAGGCUUAGAACGCCAGACAAUCCAAGGACAUCUUACUGGGCCGCUUCGCUAUAGGACGCUCGAGGGUCUCACGGUCUUUCGAGGUCCCCGCAUCCCCGCUAGGUUGCACGAGGCUCAACACCCAGCAGGUCCUUGGACGGUACGAAGUACCACGCAGGUCGCCGGACCUGGUCUCGAUGAGACUUCGCUCGACGGAGCAUACGGACGCUCGAUUGGAGCAAACGCUCAGAUGGAGCAUACGACGCUCGAAUGGAGCACAGCACGGAUCGUGUACGGCGCUCGACGGAGCAGCCACCGGACGCUCGCCGGAGCAGGUUCGGAACGCUUGAAGAGCGUAUACGGAACGCUCGAAUGAGCUUGAAAGUACCUCUGCUGGGGGCCCCGGAACAUGCGUGAAAGCUCCGCGCUUUCGCUGUUCUGUGAGAAGCGCUGCUUCGCCUGGGUCGCGUACCCGAGAUUCCCAACUCUCGUGUUGGUGGUGCGUCGGAAGAGUGGACGCUGUCCUCUUCUUGGAUGUCAUCUGGUGGCGCGAGAGGUUCGAGACAUGUGCGCAUGUCCGUGCGUCGGGCUGCACGCCCAGCGGGAUGCCCUGUUCAACCUUCGCGCUGCGGAUCCGCCUGAGUGCGGUAUCCAGCGGCGUCGGCUUCAUGCCGGCAGCUGGGUCGGCCCUGCUGGGUCGACUUAGUUAGACCGCAUAAUUUUUGGACUCCCCUUCCUUCUUCGCGAGGGAUAGCGGCGACCCGUUAGCUGCGUCUUCGGAUGCAGAUUUGCGCGGUCGUCCGCUCGGUUUCGUUUGUUGUAGUGGGUAUUUGUAGUUUGUAGACAGAUGUAGC
This is a messenger RNA of Trametes versicolor FP-101664 SS1, 1489 nucleotides long. RefSeq lists its product as uncharacterized. The transcript has a single exon. Lineage: Eukaryota; Fungi; Basidiomycota; Agaricomycetes; Polyporales; Polyporaceae. The record is from RefSeq and is a predicted model, not a curated record. The coding region runs from base 553 to 1011 and encodes 152 amino acids.